CGCGAUCUUGGUCAACAUGUCAUCUGGAAAGUCUUCUAUGCCUUAUGUCCGCCUGGGUAAAUCCGGUUUGAAGGUGUCCAAGAUCAUUCUGGGCUGCAUGCAGUACGGAAGCACGGGCUGGAACCAAUGGGUCAUUGAUGAUCAGGAGGAGGUGAACAAGCACAUCAAGUUCGCGUACGAUCACGGCAUUCAAACCUUUGACACCGCGAAUGUCUACUCGAAUGGUCUAUCGGAGGUAAUGCUUGGAAAUGCGAUAAAGACGCUCGAGCUACCUCGAGAGGAGAUCGUCGUCCUAACCAAGCUAUUCGGAGCUGUGGCCCCGAAGUAUGACAUGAACAUCAUGGCUGCGGGACUCCAGCCAGAAGAUGUCGGUAUUAUCAAUCAGCGCGGUCUGAACCGGAAGCACAUCUUCGAUUCUGUGAAGAAGAGUCUGCAGCGUCUUCAGCUGGACUAUGUUGAUCUUUUGCAAUGUCACAGGUUUGAUCAUGAUACGCCAAUUGAAGAGACCAUGCAAGCUCUGCAUGAUGUCGUCAAGGCCGGCUACGUCCGCUACAUUGGCAUGAGUUCCUGCUACGCUUACCAGUUCCAUGCUAUGCAAAACUACGCCAUUAACAAUGGCUUGACGCCCUUCAUCUCCAUGCAGAACCAUCACAGCCUCGUGUACCGCGAGGAAGAGCGCGAGAUGUUCCCCACGCUCAAGCUAUUCGGUGUGGGUGCGAUUCCGUGGUCGCCGCUCGCGCGAGGUAUUCUCGGCCGCCCGCUCUCGGAACAAACGAAGCGUGGUCAGACUGACAAGUUCGUCAACCACUACAAAGACAGCGCGGGCACGCCCGAGAUCGUGAACCGCGUUGAGGAGCUCGCGAAGAAGAAGGGUGUCAGCAUGGCGCAGGUCGCUAUCGCCUGGAGCUUGGCGAAAGAGGGCGUCACCGCGCCUAUCGUCGGCACGACGAGCUUGAAAAACCUCGAGGACAUCCUCGGCGCUGUGAAUGUGUCGCUUACCCCGGAUGAGAUCAAGUAUCUCGAGGAGCCGUACCGCCCACUGGCCAUCGACGGCCACGCUUAAGUUACUUAUGAGGGGCAAUAACAUGCGUAACAGAAAACAGGAAGAAUGUAAAAUUACCUUUCUUGUGUACACUAGCGCGCUUAUGUCAAAGUAGCAACAUGUGGUCUCUUCGGGA
Molecule: messenger RNA, 1178 nt
Organism: Postia placenta MAD-698-R-SB12
Lineage: Eukaryota; Fungi; Basidiomycota; Agaricomycetes; Polyporales; Adustoporiaceae
Exons: 16
Coding region: 17-1063 (348 amino acids)
Source: RefSeq, a predicted model, not a curated record